Messenger RNA from Haemonchus placei, 816 nucleotides. The record is from the annotation of a GenBank genome assembly. Lineage: Eukaryota; Metazoa; Nematoda; Chromadorea; Rhabditida; Trichostrongylidae.
AAUCGUCCCAUCGAACCGAAUUCUUCUUUGCAGCCUUUCGCAUCAGAUAGCUGUUUCCUUUCCGCAUCGCGUUGCUCUUUCGAAAUUGACGAGCGCAUUCCCAGAGUACUCUCUACCAUUCUGCGAGCUACGCCAGCAUUUGUUUUUGGGCGAGCCCUGGUAGGUUUCAGCUGAGCUUGAAUUUCUCGUGCUUUCUCCUGAACACGGGCCGGAGACUUCGAAAGUGGCCGUAAUCGCAACCACUGAUGCUUGUGCAGCACCAAAGCAUCGCGUGCUUGUCGUUCACUAGCGAACACCACAAAGACAAUCUUGCGCUCCAACCACUUCACUGUGGCAUUACCCCAAUCAGUAGCCGCCAGAGCAUUAACCACAUCUUCAGCGAGUUUGUACUCUGGUACAUCGUAAGCUUCAAGAACGUGAGGCAACAGGAAAGGAUCCCAAGGAGUUGCAACUUCCACCGGGGGAGCAAAGUAAUUGAUGGGGCGUCGUGGUGCCUUGGAUGCGACUUCAAGCUUUAACGCAUUCAUCUGCUGUUCAAGCUUUGUGUCAUCAAGGUUUUCCCACGAAUCACCAUCGUCAUCUCCCACCACAGUAGGCUCUUCUGGGAUGGAAGAACUAACAUCCACCGACUUCACUUGUGAACUGGAUUGCCCAGACGCAUCUGAUAAGCCAGCAAUAGGCUCAAAUUUGGUGGCGGCAGUUUCGGUUGAUGACUUAUUCAAGUCCAUGACCGGAAGCAAGUCUUUUGGCAGCUUUUCUGGAGAACCAGACACUGUCAAGUUGUCCAUGUAUAACUUGCGUACUGCUUUAUUUUGA